This is a messenger RNA of Phycomyces blakesleeanus NRRL 1555(-), 544 nucleotides long. RefSeq lists its product as hypothetical. The coding region runs from base 47 to 403 and encodes 118 amino acids. Gene Ontology annotation, biological process: purine nucleobase metabolic process. The record is from RefSeq and is a predicted model, not a curated record. The transcript is spliced from 4 exons. NCBI's taxonomy places the organism in Eukaryota, Fungi, Mucoromycota, Mucoromycetes, Mucorales, Phycomycetaceae. Gene Ontology annotation, molecular function: hydroxyisourate hydrolase activity.
GUCUGCACCUUCCCGACUUGCCUCUAUAAAAAACCAUCUAACGCCUAUGGCCACCGAUAAAAAGAGUCCAGUCACUUGCCACGUACUUGUAGCCUCACUUGGUAUACCUGGCAAGAAUGUGGGCGUGAAGAUCGAAAAGCUGGACCAGGGUGAAUUCUCUGUACUGUCGACAUCAGUGACGAACGAAGAUGGUCGUUGCCCAACUCUUUUGCCUGCUGGGUACAAGGCAGAGAAGGGAAUUUACAGAGUCACAUUUGAAACAAAGGCAUUUUUUGAUACUAUCAACCAAGAAUGCUUCUAUCCUUAUGUGCAGAUCGUGUUUGAGCUCGCAAACCCCGAUCAGCAUUAUCAUAUCCCUCUUCUGCUUAGCCCUUACUCAUACACCACAUAUCGCGGUAGUUAAAUCACUGACGAAAAAAAUCACAAAUAUAGCUUUCUCUGAUCAAAUUAUACCCUUUUCUUCUUUGAAAGUUUUUUUUUUGUAUUUUUUUUUGUACUUCUUUGAAAGUAAUGGUGUUAUCAAACAAUAACGAUAGAAAUAGCG